UCGUCGCACGAGGCGCUGAGACGAACCCUGACAGGAACAACAUCCGCCGCUCCGCCCGUUCGGAGCCGAAUCCGUUCGUGUGUCACAAAAAGCCGGGCGUCACGCACCUUAUCCGGUUCAUUUACAUACAUGACGCCGCCCAGAGUACGAGCAUGGUAAUCUGCCAUCGGCUGAAACCGACCUACCCGACGAAAGCAGAUGAAGAAAAGUUUGGACGCGGGGCUGCUGCUGUUCUGACCGGGAGGGACUGAUUCGAGUCGACGGAGACCCUCGUCGAGCUCUUUUGCUCCACUUUUCGGUUUACGAUAAUGGACGCUUUAAAAUCCGCUGGGAGGGCGAUCAUACGGAGUCCCAGUAUCGCCAAACAGAGCUGGGGUUCGGGCAGACAUAAAAAGCUUCCAGAGAACUGGACCGACACCAGGGAGACCCUGCUGGAGGGCAUGGUGUUCCAGCUCAAGUAUCUCGGGGUCACCAUGGUGGAGCAGCCCAAAGGCGAGGAGGUGUCUGCCACCGCUGUCAAGAGGAUAGUAACAACAGCCAAAGCCAGCGGGAAAAAACUUCAGAAAGUCACGCUAACCGUGUCGCCGCGUGGGAUCAUCCUUUACGACAGUGCCUCCAACCAACUGAUUGAAAAUAUUUCCAUAUACAGAAUAUCAUACUGCACAGCGGACAAGAUGCAUGACAAAGUGUUUGCUUACAUUGCCCAAAGCCAGCAUAACGAGACCCUGGAGUGUCAUGCUUUCCUCUGCACCAAAAGAAAAAUGGCUCAGGCGGUGACCCUGACGGUGGCUCAGGCUUUCAAAGUGGCGUUUGAGUUCUGGCAGGCCGCUAAGGAAGAGAAAGAGAAGCGAGUUAAGGCAGGCUCCGACGGGGAGGGAGCCAACAACUCUCAGUCGGACAGCUCAGCCAGUCUGGGCAGCCUGAAGGGAGCAGACGUUGCAACAGGGACACUCCUGGAUUUGGCGGACGGCGCCAACGCGGCGCAGACCCACUCAGGAACAAUGCGGACUGAAUCGGAUCCUGUUACGGUGCAUAAUCACACAGCAGAGAACAACAAUACUGUAUGGGAACUGGAGGACGGCCUGGAUGAAGCUUUCUCAAGACUCGCUGAGUCUCGCACUAACCCCCAGGUCCUGGACAUUGGGGUAAACCCUCAGGACUUUAACCCUGAAGAGUGCUUCUCCCCGGGCAAAUGGGACAAAGAAGAGACAGACUUGACCCCACAGAAGGACGCCUUUGGGUUCUGAUGUUCAGCGUCCGUCGGGAAGGAGGGGGAGGUGGGAAAAAAUGAAGAGGGAGUGACGGUCGAACGGCGCCGCAGACACCUGUUAGCUGCUGCCGGCAGUCGGGGACCCCCCUUCUGUGGCUACUCGCCGCUGGACGACCAGAAAAGGCCGAAAUGAGCCGACGGCUCACAGGCCAAAGCAAUACCAACCCUUCUCACCAAACACGUCAUGUUUGUUACAGCCUGCAGGCUAAAUGUUAUGUUUGUCCUUUCACUGUCGGUAACCUUUGUGUAUAACGCUUUACAGGAAGUGUGUGUGUGUAAAUAUGAGCGCUCUGAUGCAAGCCAAGUUAGAAAAGUGAUGAGGCCCAAAGGCGUUCAGCUGCUUUUUACUGAAAAAGUGAGAAAUGUUUGGAUUGAAUGAAAGCCGGGAUGAGAACAGCCCGUGUUCUGUACUGAGUUUAAUGGCAAGUUUCUACACACGUGCUUCAGCCCAUGGUCGGGCAACUAAAGCUUUAAACCUGCAAGUGUGAGAGAGACAGAGGUCAAAGGAAAGCAAAACGACAAUCUUUCUUUCCUAUUGAAAAUCUAUUUUUGCACUCAUCCAUCUCUGAAAGCACACCGUUUCACUGAAGCGUUUCCGCAGUGCCUUUAUUCAGCCUGGAAGAAACCCUUUUCUGACCAUCAGUCACUGGAUUCAAACUCCUGUUUGUUGAUUUUAUUGUUUUAGGAGUAAAGCCCCACAUGCUUAACCAGAGUGGAGGUAGAUUAUAAACCAAGCUGAGGACGAUGACUGAUGGGAAACUGUCGGUGGGUUAAGCGGUUUGGCUUUGCUCUGACCUGCUUGAGUGUCUGAAACGCCCGUAUGACACGUGAAACACAAGAGUUCACAUGGAUGAGGCUGUUUUUAUCUGAGCUGUACCACCAUUUAUGGUACUUUUACGUUACCAUUGGUUUUUAAACCCAGUGACUGUUCUCUGUGUAAUUUGGCAUUAUUUUUAAUAUAUAUUUGAUUUUACGUUUAUUACAGUUUAAUUUUAUUUACAUACGUUUCAAUAAAAUCAUUGAACUUGU
Oryzias latipes (Japanese medaka) is the source of this 2299-nucleotide messenger RNA. It is a transcript of the gene ldlrap1b, whose product is annotated as low density lipoprotein receptor adaptor protein 1b. Lineage: Eukaryota; Metazoa; Chordata; Actinopteri; Beloniformes; Adrianichthyidae. Gene Ontology annotation, cellular component: early endosome. The record is from RefSeq and is a predicted model, not a curated record.